AGCAGCCGUUAAAAUGACUUGUCUCGAGUUUCUCAUAUAAAAAGAGGAAGUUUUCAGGAAAGUCCUGAUCAUCAGAAGAGGGUGUGUGUAGCCCUUCCCGGCUACAGCCAGGACGCUGAAGUGCCUUUGCCCUACUGUCAGUUGAGUGCUGCCGAGCAGAACAACUCCUCAGGGCAAGGAUAUCUGGGAUGCUGCUGAGGGCCCCCUGAAAUGAGGGUGGCACCUGUGCUUGUCCCUAGGAGCUCUGCAGAUCUGAUUGUCAGCAAACAUAUCUUCAGGCAAAUUGAACAAGGCCCAGAUCUGUUCUGCCUACCUCUCUACCUCCUCAUAGCCACUUUCCAGGACAGACUCUUGCAAAUUCUCAAGAAAAGGCAACUAAUCUAAGGGUUCCAGAUUAAAGAGCCUCAUGAAGACUUAUUUCAAGUUUCUAAUAUAAAAGUGGAAGUUUUCAGAAAAGCCCUGGAAGAGAAUUGAAGCUUUGAUAUGAGCGAACAAGUAACUCUACCUGAAAUGACCAAAGACUGGACCAAAGAGCAUGUGCAAAAAUGGGUAACCGAAGACCUUAAGAUUGAUGAGAAAUAUGGGCAAAUUCUGUUCCGUGAAGAAGUGACGGGAUUAGUCCUGCAAGAAUUAACUGAGAAGGACCUUGAGGAAAUGGGGCUACCACGGGGUCCAGCACUUUUGAUAAGACGUAAGUACAACAAAUUGAAUAAUAAUUCUCCUAAAAGUGACAAGCAAGAUUCUGGACAGUUAGCCCAUACAAAACCCUCCAAAAAAGAACACCAGAAAAAGCCAAAACAGACAAAAAUGGAAGAGGAAAAAUCAAUGUCAUCUGAUAUCAGUCAUGAUCUCAGAGAGAUCAGAGAUACCAAAGAGCAAGAAUCAAUUCUUAUGAAAGAAACUGCAUUAAAUGAAGCAGCAAACACUAAAGACACAAAAAAGAGUAAACUAAAAACUGAACUGUUGACUUGCAUGCCGUAUCCUUUUGAUCAGUUCCAUGACAGCAAACGUUACAUAGAAAAUUAUAUUCUACAACCUGAAACAGGACCACUCAAUCUCAUUGACCCAGUCCAUGAGUUCAAAGCUCUCACGAAUACAGAAACAGCCACAGAAGAGGAUAUUAAGAUGAAAUUUAGCAAUGAAGUUUUCCGAUUUGCAUCAGCCUGUAUGAAUUCACGCACCAAUGGUACCAUCCAUUUUGGAGUCAAGGACAAACCCCAUGGAGAAAUUGUUGGUGUGAAAGUUACCAGUAAGGAUGUUUUCAUCGACCACUUCAAUCUAAUGAUCAGAAAGUAUUUUGAAGAAAAUGAGAUCAAUAAAGCCAAGAAGUGUAUUCGAGAGCCAAGGUUUGUGGAAGUCCUACUGCAGAACAAUAUGCCAUCUGACAGAUUUGUUAUUGAAGUAGAUAUUAUUCCAAAAUACUCUGUAUGUAAAGAGAAGUAUUUCUACAUUAAGAUGCAAAAUUGUAAAAAUAAAACAUGGAAACAGAACGAAGAUCAUUCACUGUUUGUGAGAGAAGGGGCUAGCUCUAAGGAUAUCUUGGCCAAUGUCAAGCAACGGGAUAUAGAGUUCAAAGCAUUUUUACAAAAUGUAAAGUCAUGGGCAGCAUCUAGAAAAAAGGCCGAAGAAGAACAUGAAAUGAAGUCAACUAAGAAGGAGAGUGAAGGAGUAAAGCUGGUUAAACUUCUCAUAGGAAACCGAGACUCGCUGGAUAAUUCGUAUUAUAAAUGGUACAUUCUUGUAACAAAUAAAUGCCACCCAAACCAAAUAAAGCACUUAGAUUUUCUGAAGGAAAUUAAAUGGUUUGCUGUGUUGGACUUUGAUCCUGAAUCUGUAAUCAAUGGAGUGGUCAAAGCUUACAGAGAAAGCCGAGGAGCAAACCUUCACUUUCCACACCAGUAUGAAGAAAAAACAACUAACAUGCAAGAGAAGAUUUCUAUUCUGAAUCUUUACCACCAGCCCAGCUGGAUCUUCUGUAAUGGCAGAUCAGACCUGAAAAAUGAGACGUAUAUGCCUCUAGAACCACAUUUAUGGCAGAGAGAAAGAGCUUCUGAGGUCAGGAAACUGAUUUUAUUUCUCACAGAUGAAAAUAUAAUGACAAGAGGGAAAUUUUUGGUGGUGUUUCUUCUACUCUCCUCAGUGGAAAGCCCAGGAGAUCCAAUCCUUGAAACGUUCUCUGCUUUCUAUCAAGCUCUCAAAGGAAUGGAAAAUAUGUUGUGUAUCUGUGUAAACUCACAGAUCUUUCAACGAUGGAGAGAUCUACUACAAACAAGAUUGACAAUAGCAGAUGAAUUAACAAACCACAGUGUUUCCACUUUAAAUGUAGAACUGCUAAACAGUACUAUCCUUACGCUAAAAUCAGUGACUCAGUCAUCAACAAGGCUUUUGCCCUCCUGUGGAUCUACUUCAGUUAUCCUAGAGAAAAAAGAAGAGGAUAUCUUGACUGCGCUGGAAAUCCUCUGUGAAAAUGAGUGUAGAAACACAGACAUAGAGGGCGAUAAAUCUAAAUUUCUAGAAUUUAAGAAAUCAAAGGAAGAACACUUUUAUCGAGGUGGCAAAGUGUCCUGGUGGAACUUCUAUUUUUCUUCUGAAAACUAUUCUUCAGCUUUUGUGAAAAGGGACAGUUAUGAAAACCUUAAAGAUUUAAUACAGCGCUGGGCAGAGUCUCCUAAACCAAUAUUUGCAAAGAUCAUCAAUCUUUAUCAUCAUCCAGGCUGUGGGGGUACUACAUUGGCUAUGCAUGUUCUCUGGGACCUAAAGAAAAACUUCAGAUGUGCUGUGUUAAAAAAUAAAGCAACAGACUUUGCAGAAAUUGGAGAACAAGUAACUAAUCUGAUCACCUUUAAGGUAACUGGCCAUCAGGAUUAUGUUCCUGUGCUUCUCCUUGUAGAUGAUUUUGAAGAGCAGGAAAAUAUCUACAUUUUACAGAAUGCCAUCCAUUCCGUUUUAGCAGGGAAGGGUUUGCGAUAUGAAAAAACAUUGGUAAUUAUCUUAAACUGCAUGCGAUCCCGGAAUCCAGAUGAAAGUGCCAAAUUAGAAGACAGUAUUGCACUAACAUACCAACUUUCUCCCAAGGAACAAAGAGCUUUUGAGGCUAAACUGGAGGAAAUUGAAAAGCAGCACAAGAACUGUGAAAACUUUUAUUCCUUCAUGAUCAUGAAAAGCAAUUUUGAUGAAACAUAUAUAGAAAAUGUAGUCAGGAAUAUCCUGAAAGGACAGAAUGUUGACAGCAAGGAAGGCCAACUCAUUUCCUUCCUGGCUUUACUGAACUCUUAUGUUACUGAUUCUACGAUUUCACUGUCACAGUGUGAAAUAUUUCUGGGACUCAUAUACACUAGUACACCCUGGAAACCUGAAAGCCUGGAAGAUAAGAUGAGAACAUAUUCCACACUUUUAAUAACCACAGAAGUCACAGAAUACGGGAGAUACACAGGUGUGCGUAUCAUUCACCCGCUGAUUGCCAUUCACUGUCUAAAAGAACUGGAAAAAAGCUAUCACUUGGAUAAAUGCCAAAUUGCACUGAAGAUAUUAAAUGAGAAUUUAUUCUAUGAUUCCGGAAUAGGAAGAGACAAAUUUCAACAUGACGUGCAAACUCUUCUGCUUACAAGACAGCGCAAGGAGUAUGGAGAUGAAACAGACACGUUGUUUUCCCCAUUAAUCGAAGCUUUACAGAAUAAAGAAAUUGAAAAGGUCUUGACUGAAGGAAGUGUUCGAUUCCCACAAAACGCCUUCAUUUGUCAAGCCUUAGCAAGACAUUUCUACAUUAAAGAGAAGAACUUUAACAUUGCUCUGGAUUGGGCAAAUCAGGCCAAAAAGAAAGCACCUAAAAAUUCUUAUAUCUCAGACACAUUAGGUCAAGUCUACAAAAGUGAAAUCAAAUGGUGGUUGGAUGAAAACAAAAACUGUAACGUCAUUACUGUUAAUGAUCUAACACAUUUACUAGAAGCUGCUGAAAAAGCCUCAAGAGCUUUCAAAGAAUCUCAACAGCAAACUGAUAAUAAAGACUAUGAAACCGAGGCCUGGUCACCACAGAAGCCCCAAAGAAGAUAUGACAUGUAUAAUACAUCUUGUUUCUUGGGUGAAAUAGAAGUUGGUCUUUAUACUAUCCAGAUUCUUCAGCUUACUCCCUUUUUCCACAAAGAAAAUGAAUUAUCGAAAAAACCUAUGGUGCAAUUUUUAUCAGGAAAGAGGAGCAUUCCUCUUGAUCCAGGAAAUGAAUAUUCUUUGGCUCUUAGCAAGUUUACAUCCCACCUACAAAAUUUACAAUCAGAUUUGAAAAGAUGCUUUGACUUUUUUAUUGAUUAUAUGGUUCUUCUGAAAAUGAGGAACACCCAAAAAGAAAUGGCAGAAGUCAUGUUAAGCAAGAAAGUCAGUCGUUGUUUCAGGAAAUAUACGGAACUUUUCUGCCAUUCAGAUUUGAAUCCAUUACAAAGCAAAGAGAGUCAAUUACUGCGGGAGGAGAAUUGCAGGAAAUCUCUAGAAGCUUUGAGAGCAGAUAGGUUUUCUGGACUCCUGGAAUACCUAAAUCCAAACCACAAAGAGUCUGCAACCAUCAUGGAAAAUAUAGUGAAUGACUACACCUUCCUAUUGCAGCAAAACCCAAAUAAAAGGCUGCCAAAAGAAAAACAAAAUUUCAUUUUGGCCAAUAUCAUUCUCAGUUGUCUAAAACCUAACUCCAAAUCCAUUCAACCACUUAACAUGCUUAAAAAACAUCUCCGAGAAGUCUUGCAACUUGCAGGACCAAGUCAUCAACACCCAGACCCUUAUUUCUUGGCCUGCCUCCUGUUCUGGCCAGAAAAUCAAGAGGUAGAUCAAGAUUCCGAACUAAUGGAAAAGUAUGUUUCAUCCUUAAAUAGAUCCUUCAGGGUACAGUAUAGGCGCAUGUGCAGAUCCAAGCAGGCAAGCACACUUUUCUAUCUGGGCAAGAGGAAGGGUCUCAACAGUCUCGUUCACAAGGGCGCAAUAGAGCAGUACUUUGGUAAAGUACAAAAUGCAAAUUCCCUCUGGCAGAGUGGAGAUGUGUGGAAAAAAACAGAAGUCAAAGACCUCCUGCGUCGUCUAAUUGGUCUGGCUGAUGGCAAGCUAAUCUCUAUAGAAUAUGGAACAGAGAAAAAAAUUAAAAUACCCGUGAUAUCUGUUUAUUCUGGUCCCCUGAGAAGUGGUAGGAACAUAGAAAGAGUUUCUUUCUACCUAGGAUUUUCUAUUGAAGGCCCUCUGGCAUAUGACAUAGAAGUCCUCUAAGAAGAUACGUUAGUUUGAGUAUGUUCAUUCAUAUCGCUCUAUGAUUUUAUUUCCUCUCUCUGUUCCCAUGGCAUUUUGAUGACAUUAUUGGCUUACCUCUAAUCAUGGAUUUUGCUUUUGUCCCUCUGAAUGAAGAAUAAGCUUUUUUAGAAUAAGAAACAUGUCUACAUACAGAGUUUGGCACACAGUAGAGUCGAUUAGUUAAUGUUUUAAAUAUGCAUUUUCAGUCUAACCUAUCCAAUUAAAAAGUUUCAAUUGCUAUCCACUGGUCAAACUAUAACUGGUUAUAGUCAAUAAAAUCUGUUUUAAAUUCAA
This is a messenger RNA of Galeopterus variegatus (Sunda flying lemur), 5556 nucleotides long. RefSeq names its product sterile alpha motif domain containing 9-like (gene SAMD9L). Gene Ontology annotation, cellular component: cytoplasm. Gene Ontology annotation, molecular function: protein binding. Bases 484 to 5241 code for a protein of 1585 amino acids. The record is from RefSeq and is a predicted model, not a curated record. NCBI's taxonomy places the organism in Eukaryota, Metazoa, Chordata, Mammalia, Dermoptera, Cynocephalidae. The transcript has 4 exons.